Molecule: messenger RNA, 2204 nt
Organism: Austrofundulus limnaeus
Lineage: Eukaryota; Metazoa; Chordata; Actinopteri; Cyprinodontiformes; Rivulidae
Product: autophagy-related protein 16-2
Biological process (GO): autophagosome assembly
Molecular function (GO): protein binding
Source: RefSeq, a predicted model, not a curated record
CACUUGUCGCUCCGCUUCGUGCGCCGGCGGAUGAAUGGUGUGGAGCCUGACUGAAAUCAGGCGCUCUGAUUGGCUGAGAGUUCCGGUGCCCCGCCCCCUUAUUGUGACGUGUAUGAAAGAGAAAAACGAUAAUAAACAAAGUGAAGUUUAGGGAAGAGGAAACAAACAGGUAGAAACACGGAGGUCGGUGGAGGAGCAGCGACUCUUUGAGCCUGAUCAGGCCGGACUGAGAACGUCCUUCUGCGGGGGAGCGGCAUGAGGAGGCCCGGGCCGCGGGGCUCAUGGCCGCGGUGAUCUGUGAUGGAGCCGGGCGGGACGUCGCAGCGCAGCGGCCGGUCCGCAGAGUCCUGCUGGAGGGGUCACAUCGUCCAGCAGCUAAAACACCGAGACCGGAGCCAGAAUGCCAUGUUUCAGGACCUGAUCCGGUUCUACACUCAGCUGCUGGAGAAAACCAGUCUGACGAAAGGACUCCUGAGCAGACACCCCUGGGCUGCUGGUGGCUCCUCCCUCUCGUCUGUGCCGCAGCAGAACAGUCAGCUGAAGGAGACGACGGGAGAGCUGGCCUAUCAGGUGGUGGAGCUGCAGCAGCAGAUCAGGGACAAAGAAUGUGUGGUGCAGGAGCAGCGCACCAGGCUGCAGGAGGAGGAGUCUCGGCUGGCAGGUGUGUUUGAUGCUCACCAGGCGCUGCAGGAGCGGGUGGAGCAGGUUCAGGUGGAGAACAGGACACUGAAGAUGGAGUACGAUGCUCUGUUGGAGCGUCAGAGGUGGGCGGAGUCUAGACUGAGGGAGGAAAAGGUACAAGAAGAACACCUGCUGGAGGACCUAAUGUACCUGAAGAAGCAGGCCGCCUCCCGCAUGAACACCCGCAACGAACGCCGCUCCAGAGCUCGACAGGCGACGCUGCAGAAGGAGCUGCAGAUGGCUGCCAGGUCAAAGGUCAGCUGUGACAGUCCGUCCAGUGCUCCGUCCUCCAGGUCCUCGUCUCCAAAGACCCAGCACCGGGACGAGUCCAACAAACGAGUUCCAGCCCGUCUGUUCAGGUCACAGGAAGAGGCGGGGCCACUCAGUCAGCCUGGAGGAGGAUCAGCUGUUUCCUGUUGGAGUCUGUUUGUCAGCCAGAGUUCCUGCCAGAGCUCUGCAAGUCCUGGAGGCCCACGGCGAGGGCAUCAACACGGUGCGGUUCAGCUUCGGCUCAGACCUGCUGGCCACCGGAGGGACGGACCGGGUCAUCAAGGUGUGGGAGGUCAGAGCAGGCUCGCUGACCCACAGAACCACGCUGGACGGCAGCACCGGCAGCAUCACCUGCGUGGAGUUCGACCCCACGGGCCGGAGGAUCCUGGCAGCGUCGUACGACAAGUCGGCCCUGCUGUGGCAGCUGGACGCCUCGGUUCCAAAGGCGUCCAUCAGCGCCGUGUCCUGGUCUCUGACCGGGGAAUAUGUCGUCAGCGUGGACAAGAGUCGGCGGGCCGUCCUGUGGAGUGACAUCUGAACCGGCCAAUCCCGUGGCAGCUCUGAUUGCCGUGGCGACAGGCCGAUCUGAGAGCAGCUUCAGGAAACAUUAAUGAGUUGUUUUAUUUAAUUUGAAUGACUAACGCAGCAGAAGGGACGUGACAUGUUUGUGAUGUUUUCUAACAGAAUCUGUAACAAAUUAAUUUGAAUGUUUUAAGUUUUUAAACUAAGUGAACUCAGGAAACAAAACGUUUUAUUUGAAAACGAGUCAAACUUUMGACCAAAGUUUUUCCUUUUUAAACAACAGAUGUUUUUAUUUCAACAGAACUUUUCUCAACGUCUGAAAGAGACGUUUGUGAAACGGGUCAAAGGUUCAGAACUUUAUGGGUUUUUAGACUGGUUCUGUUCCAUAGUCCUGCUCUGAUCCAGAUGAAGGACCGGUCCGGUCCAGGUCAGUCCUGAUGGUGUUAGGGUUUUGGAUCUCUGCCUUUUAAUGUAAGUUUAAUGUAAAACAGAUCAAAUCCACAGAAACAGGUAUUAGUUCUGGUUCUGGUUCUGAUGUUUUGUUCCUAACACACGAUGAGGUGACGGGUCCAAGCUGGAACACGUUUGUGGUUCUUGUAUUUUCAGUGUUAUUUAUUUGUCUCUGGAUGUUCUGUCUGUUUGGACCGUCGGUUCUGGUUCUGGUUCUGGGAUCCUGUAACACAUUAAACAUGGUGUUGAACUAAAUGAAUUAAAGUGUUUGAUGAAAACAG